UGUUUAUAUCUUUAAUGCAUUUUAAUCAAGAUGUAUUCAGUAUCUUGGAAAUGCCUCGUGUCAUGUAAUAUAACUUUCUUGAAUACUCUUCUUUAAUUAUGUAUCUUUUGUUUAAUAAUGUUAAAUCUGUAACAUGAACUUAUGAUAUUCGAGUAACUUUUGCAUUUUCAUACUUUGUUGUUUUUAUAUUUCCAAACUCCCUUAAUUCGGAAUCAAUGUUGGUUUUUUGUUACUAUAUAAUAACUGCAAUGGUUGAAAGUAGCGCAAGCUUGCACUGGUGAAAUGCUUGUCGGGCUUGCUGAAAUUCUCGAUUUAUAUAGCAUGGCUUGUUAUUUUUAAUUGAUGCCAAGCACUUGUGUAAGAGUCAAAGCUUAUUCAUCCAAUGUUGAUAUUUCAACCACUGUUCCUUAUACAACAUGAUUGUGUAGUAUUCACAUGUUGGUAUACUGAUUGUAAUUCAGCGGAGAAAGAGUUAACCAUUCAUAGGUGUUCUCAAGGUAAGACAAUGCCAGCUAUGAAAAUGGCACCCAACCAUGAGACCUUUCUGUUGUCAGCAGCAACGGAUGAGGAACGGCAAGACUGGAUCAGGGCCAUACGUAAAGUCAUGUUUGCACACAAAGGGGGAGCAAUAUUUGGGAACAGUUUGGCAGAGACAAUGGAGUUUGAGCGAACAAGAAGUGAUCGUAAGGUGCCAUACAUCGUAGAAUCAUGUAUAGAGUUCCUUACUAAAUAUGGUCUGGAGAUAGAAGGCAUCUUCAGACUCCCAGGAAGAAUGCUACUGGUCAGAGACCUGAAAGACCGAUUUGACGAGGGUGAAACUUUCGACCUUGAAGAGGAAGAUGCUGAUAUCCAUUCUGUAGCCUCAUUGAUAAAACAGUACUUCAGAGAGCUUCCAGAGUGCCUUAUUCCAUACAACAAAUACCAGGAGUUUAUGAACAUUGCAAUGCGUUACCAGGGUAACAAGGCUAAGAAUACGCGAAACGAGGAAGUUGAGUUACUGCGUACACUAAUGACUGACAUUCCGCGUGAUAAUUACAAUUGCUUGAAAUAUUUGUGCGCAUUUUUGCACAGAGUAGCUGAUAAUACAUCUAUUAAUAAAAUGACUGUGCAAAAUCUUGCUAGAGUGUUUGGGCCAAAUAUCAUUCGUCAUCCGCAAAUGGAUGAUAACCCAGAAGUGUUCAUGUUGACUACGGCCGAUAUAUCGGAACAACUUGCCUACAUGAUGAUUAACUAUGACGACAAAAUAUUUUCAGUAGAGUUCGAUGAUGGGAGGAAAUCAGUGAAUGUAGCUGUAGACGAUUUGCUUAGAUUAGAUGAAAACGAGGAAGUAGAAAAACUCAAGCUCGUUCAGCCCAUGUCAGCAAUGGACGAUUUGUCGUCCAUUAUCAUUGACCAGAAAGGUGAUCGACAAGGGAGAUCAUUCUGCACCGAUACUAACCUGCUUCAGCAGUUUCAAAGCACCAAUUUAGAGGACCAAAGUGAAAGCCAACAAGAGGGUGUGUUAGACCCUUCAAGACAAAGCGAAGACCCUGUAAAGGUCCCGAGACCAGCUCCUAGGUCAGUUUAUGUUGAUGAACGUAAGCCUAUACCUCCACUGCGAAAAAAGUACAUGAGAAAUCACUCCAGUGUAGGCCAUACUACAAGUAACGACUCGAUAAGCUCUGAAUUGAGUAACUCUUCGAAUUCCUUAGAUGGCUCUACAAAUGAUGUUUGCCAUAGAAACUCCAUGCGAAGUUCAUCAAGAAAUUCUGACAGUGAACCAAAUACAUUAGUGCUUGAACUUCAGCAAAAACUUGACACUCUCACUGCUGAGAAUAACACAUUGAAAGCAAAGUAUGACAAUCUAAAUGCCUCAAAGGCAAAAUCUGAUGCAAGGGUGAAAAAUCUUAGUGACGAAAUGAGAAAAAUUCAAAACAGAUAUGACGAACAUAUUACAAAUUUAGAAAACAGGCAUAAAGCUCAAGUAAAUGAACUAUGUGUUAAGCUAGAUGAGGAGAAAUCUAGCAGAGCAGAAGCUGUGCAGAAGGUUUUAGAGCUCCAGAAAACAAUUCAGACUUACCAGAUGCAGUAUGGGGACAUUAAAGACAAGUUACCUCCCUUGUACCCAGAAAAGAGUUAGCUCCCUUUGAUAUGAUUGUGACAUGACAAUAUUUGGUACAGGCAUGUUAUUUUUAGCUUAAAGCUGUUAAAGAAAUAAAAUUCAGGUUAUUGUCAUUGCCUAGGUGUUGUUGCUGGUGUCAUCAUUGGUGUUGUUGUCAUUGUAGUGCAAACACUUUGAACUUGGCCAUAACUCAAAAACCUUUCAAAUGAAACUUGGUACACAUGUUGCCAGAUAUAAUUCACAGAUGAAUAGCAGGGCCAAUAAUUCUUACUCUAAUAAUUGUCUACAUGUACAUGUACAUGUAUGACCCUCUUGCUUGAUAAAAAACAACAACAACAAAACAAAGGAGCGUUGGCUUUCUCUCAACGGCACUCAUUAUGUAUUUGAAAUUGACAAAUUUUAUCGAUUCUAGGAUAAAAUAUCAGACGAAAUACUCAAAUAAUUCUAUGGUUAUAAAAAUGAAAAGAACAAAAUAUGAAAAUAUUGUGUCAUACAUUUAACAAUGAAAUAGAUACUUAUUUCUUUGGAAAAAAUGGCAACAAAGGUGUUAAAGCACCAUAAUCCUCCUUGGAGUUUGAAUCCCUCAUGCUCAACCUAUUUAGGAUUGGUAUUUUCUGUCUUUUUUCCACUAUGACUAUGCAAAGAAAGAAAUAUGAUUUGUAUUGGAUAUUGUAGUUAAUUAUACUGAAUGAAAAUGUUUCUGUAAAAUAUCUUCCAAUACUAAUUUUUGUUUUCCGUUUUAGUUCUUUUCUCCACUAAAAUUUAAGAGCAUAAAACAUUUGUUUCAUGAAAAUUUAUUUGUAUGCUGAAUAAAUGUAAUACUAAUGUUAUUUUACAUCAUUUUUGUAUAUAAGUAUUAACAGCCUUAAAUAUAAUAAUAUUUAAUAAUAUAUUCUAAUUUGAAUCUUAUGUACAGUACUGGUAUAUGUAUCAAAAACUGGUUAUAUAAUGGUGUUUUAUAUUCAAAUACUGCUUGUAUACUGAUUCAAAUGCAAUGGUGCUUAAUUAUUUAAAAAAAUGAGCUAUAUGAUAAUUACACAAAAUGCUGUUUAACUUGUGAAUGUAUGUCCCUGUUAUUGGCUCAAAUACAUAGUUGUGAACAUGGUUUAUAGUUAUGAUGUUAUAUGUAUGUUGUGUUAUUUUUAGUUUGUUUGUUUUUCGAGAAAAAAAUUGUUGAGGUAUUGUUAUAGCCUUCAAUUAGCUGUCACCAUCAGAGUGUAAAAACUUUAACUUUGACGGUAACUCGAAAACUGUCCAACAUAUUUAAAUGAAACUUGGUGCACAUAUUUCCAGAGACAAUAGGCACAUGUACAGCAAUGCCUGUAACUUUGGCUUUAACAUUUGUUGAGUUAAAUCUAUGUUCCUUUUUUGAGGAAAAUAACACAAACAAUUAUUUGCAACGCUUUGUUGCGCUCUUGUUAAGCAUAUAGUUUUUUUGUACAAUUAUUUUAUGUUUCAGCUCUUGGUUUACUUGAUAGAUCAUUGUUUUCUUCCCUUAGCUGCUUAUGAACAAAAUGUUGAUGAAACUUUCUGAAAACUUUGGUUGUGUUGAAUGAUUGUAAAUUUAGUUAUUUUGAUUUAAUUUCAAUUUUUAAGUACAACUUUUCUUGCUGUGAUGUAUUUUGAGUGCCUUGUGAUGCAGUGGCUAUCUAGUUUUAGCUUUUCACUUUUCACAGACAAAAGUUGAGCAAUUGUCUUUGCCUUGGUGGCAUUGUUAACGUAUGAGUACAAAUGAAGGUCCGAAACUUCAUACAUUGUCACCAAUGACAAUACACAUAUUUGCCAAGACUAAUAAUUCUUGCCUUGAUAGUAAGAGUAUUAUUAUAUGCUUACUGUGAUUUUUUUCUAGUAUUACAGUAAAUUGGGAACUUUUUGGGAACAUGCACCCAACGAAAUGUUAAUAACAAGCCAUGUUAUAUUCAUAACUGUAUUGAUAAUCAAUUCACUUAAAUUGAAAAUGGAGACACCAAAUCAAAAUUUCUAGAAUCUUCAAAGCGAAUAUAACUUCAUGUAUGUAAGAGUAUAGAAAAAAGGCUAGACUUAGAUAAUGCUUAAGUUAUCCACUUGUAUAGGGGUUCACCUCUUAUAAUAAUCUAGCAACAAGAUAGAAAUUCUUAAUUACAGUAAGAUACUUUACUAGGGGGAUGGAUUGCAAUUCCAGGGUAUUUUUCCCCCAGCAGGGGUAUGGCAUGUAUGCUUUUGAUAAAUUAAAUCCCAAAAGUUGCAUUUUUUCUUGCCUGUGUUCAUAGCAAACCAUAUAGUGUGAUUAAAUUGAGAUUAUUUUACACUAGUGUUCCAAUUUAUCUACUUUAAUUAUUUGAAGUGUUCAUCAUGUGGCAUUUUAAAGUUAUUAGUAAAUUAUUCACCUUGGCACAAUUUAUGGGUAGGAACUUUGUUUGAAAACAGCUUAUUUUCUUUUAAAGCUGCACUCUCACAGAUUGAAUGUUUUGACAACUUUUUUUAUUUUUUGUCUUGGAACAAGCCAAUUUUUGCGAAAAUCCAUUGAAACCAGUUAUAUAAGACUGCUGACAAAAAAUUAUAUCGCAGAUUUUUUUAUAUUUGAGUUCAAAAAUUAAUGUUUUAUGCAUUUGUCUUAAACUGUUAGUAAUAGUUUAAGCCAUAAAACAUAACUUUUCGAACGGAAAUAUGAAAAUCUGCAAACUGAUCUUUUGUCAGCAGUCUUACAUCAUUGGUUUGCAGAUAUUUAUGCAAAAAUUUGCUUUUUCCAAGACAAAAAAAAAAGUUGUAAAAAUGGAAUGUCAGUUGCUGUCUGGUGUUAGUUCAUAAAAGUAAUUGAAAUAACUUUAUUCAAAAAUGCUACUAACAUACAAUUUGUUAGAAUACAAAGUAGAUUGAUUACUAGUAAUUUUGCAAGAGUUUAAUUUUCACAAUUCUUUUUCAUAUCAGUCAAGGUGUGAGUUUCAAAUGAUUAAAUAAUGACAAAGUCUAAACUGUGCAGAAUUGGCAAAUAACUUUAAAUUUACUUAAUUGUAUGUACAGAAAAUCUGAAGGUAAUUUAUGUAAUAGUUAUUGUUUAUUUUUUAUCUGCACCAGGCAAAUACUGAAUAAACGGUUAUGUAAACCUAAUUAUUUAUAACUGUCUCAUUGUUGCCGCUAAUGCCUCUAUACUAGCAUGUCUACAUGUGUUAACCUUUGAAUAAGACGAAUAACACAUACCAGUAAUCGCUUUAACAAAUGUUAUUGUUGCAAACCAGUAUUUACUAUUCGAAUACAUUCCAAAAAUAUACUGUUUCCUCAUUCUAAAAAUUUGUGAAUUUUGUACAAUGCACUAUUAUUAUACACAUGUAAACAUUUAGCAUACAAGUCAACUUCUUGAGAGAGUUUUCUUUGUUAUAUGUGUAUGCAUUCAAUAACAGUUUUAAGUAGAGCCCUUUCUGUGCAAUUAUUAGCGUGUGGAUAAAUUACAUAAAUAUUCCUAUAUAUACAUGCUAUAUAUUGCACAGUACCUUAUAAUACAGUUACUUCACCCACUUCCUUCGUAGUUGAAAUUAUACAUAGUUUGUGCUUCGCAUUCCUGGUGUAGAAUUUCAGUACCUUGGGUAGUGGUAAUUAAGAAUUACUUAUGCCUGUAUACUGGUUAAGGGACCACUUUCACUGGUAAAUAGAGGUAAAAAAAAUUAAUAACUCGAGAAAUACUAAAUGUGUUCGAAUGAAUUUUGCAAUAAAAAAGUUACGCUCCUGAUCUGAAAAUCAGUGUGAUAAGAUUUAUAAUGUAUGCUUAUUUAAAGAACGGAGUCAUUUGCCAGUCAUACUCAGAAAAUCCACUGAAAUGACAGUGCACUGUACCAAUAAUUGACCCACUUCAGAAAACUGUUAUUUUUAAAUAAAAAUUUAAUAAAUGUGUUCGACUAAUAACAAAUUAUUUUAUUAAUUUCUAUUCUCUAUCAAUCUGAACAUGUUGCUCUGUUAAAAGUGUUUUGAGUUAAGAUAUUAUCCAUUUUGUUAAGAGGUAAAAAAUCGCUAAUCGCCCACUGGAAGAAAUGUGGCUCAACUUGGUGCAAUUUAAAAAUUGAUAAUUAAAUGCUUACUUUCAGAGAAAAAAAUGUUUUUCUUGUUAACAACUUCAUUUGAUUAAUGAAAAUGUUAAACAUGGGAUUUACAGGGUGGGCGAUUAACUGGUAUGUGCGAACAAGUAGUCCCUAACCAGUCCCUAUAACUCCCAAUAUACAGUAUUGAGUUAUAAAUUUUCCAACCACAAACUAUUAACAUUAUAUUAUCUCUAUUUCUCCUAAUUUACCUAUUCUUUUUUCAUUAAUCUGUGUUUAACAUUGUUCAUGUUAACUAUUUCAAACAAUUGGUUAUUAUGUUGUUGCUUUUUAUAUUCAUAUUUUAAAAAAUGUUAAAGUUAACUAGUUUUGUAUGAUAAAUAAUAAAUCUAUGAUA
This is a messenger RNA of Mya arenaria, 6505 nucleotides long. RefSeq names its product rho GTPase-activating protein 24-like. The transcript has 4 exons. Bases 383 to 2119 code for a protein of 578 amino acids. Gene Ontology annotation, molecular function: GTPase activator activity. Lineage: Eukaryota; Metazoa; Mollusca; Bivalvia; Myida; Myidae. The record is from RefSeq and is a predicted model, not a curated record. Gene Ontology annotation, biological process: signal transduction; activation of GTPase activity.